This is a messenger RNA of Aspergillus chevalieri, 1647 nucleotides long. Its product is annotated as putative JmjC domain protein. The coding region runs from base 1 to 1647 and encodes 548 amino acids. The transcript has a single exon. Gene Ontology annotation, molecular function: 2-oxoglutarate-dependent dioxygenase activity. Lineage: Eukaryota; Fungi; Ascomycota; Eurotiomycetes; Eurotiales; Aspergillaceae. The record is from RefSeq and is a predicted model, not a curated record.
AUGCCUCAACGGCCUACUCAAGAGAUGUCCACAUCUCUCUCAUCCGUGGUAGCCCACGCCCUCUCCACCAUCGCCGAACCAACCCCCGAGGACCCCAUACGCCAGUGCACAAAACACAACCUCAACGCCCUCCACGACAUCCUAUUCAAACGCCAUGAUCUAGCCCUCAACCUCGCCGACGCGAAACUACGCGUUUUCCCCUUCAAAGAUGUGGAUACUUGCUGGAGACGACUGUACACGGACGCGAGUAUCGUGAAAGCCUGUCUGGUGAUUGUUGAGAACUGCGGGGCGCUGGACGACGAGGGGGAUAAUAAUGGGAAGGGAAAAUAUAAGACGGGGAAGGAACUUUGCACGCGGUGGGUUGAGAGGCUAUUGGAGCAGGGGAGUGGUGCGACGAUAAAGUGGAAGAUUCACCCCAACGCGUGGUUAUCACCGACUAUCCAUAUGCUCGAUAAAGCGUUAAUAAUGACCGGUGCGCCGUUACGCGAAGCACUCAUCGAAAGCCUCCUAUCUACUCUCCAAGCUGCUACGUCACAAACCGCAAACGCCCAAGAUGAAGAAAGCGAUGACUCGGAUUGCUACCACGCUGCUAAACGCAGGAAGUUCUCCCCUCCGCUCUUCCCACCAGAUACGACUCCGUCCAUGCGCUUGAAAUCUCCGAUCCCCCGUCUCUCAGCGCCCUCGUUCGACGCCAUCGAGCACCAUAUACAGGAUGUCCGGACGCCGCUGGUAAUAACGGAUGCGGUGGAGCAUUGGCCCGCCAUGUCGGCGAGGCCUUGGUCGUCACGGGAUUACUGGAUGGAUCGGACGUUUGGUGGUAAGCGGCUGGUUCCUGUGGAGGUUGGGAGGUCGUAUACAGAUGAGGGAUGGGGGCAGAAGAUCAUGGAGUUUGGGGAGUUUGUGGAUAGGUUUGUUUGGAGGGAUGAGACAAUGUCGGGGGAGGAUUCUGGUCAGACUGGGUAUAUGGCGCAGCAUGAUCUUUUGUCGCAGAUUCCAGCGUUGAGGAAGGAUAUUUGCAUACCAGAUUAUUGCUAUGUUGAUCCUCCAACGCCGGAACCAGGGACGCCGGUCUACCUGAAGAAGCAGCAGGAACAGGCAGAGAAGGCCAAAGCGAAUGGCGCGAAAGACUCCGAAGGACAAAACGGAACAAACGGCCACGGCAGCAACCGAAGAAACUCAGAAUCUUCGGAAAUAAGCCUCCCAGGCGACCCUAUAAUCAACACCUGGAUCGGCCCCGCAUGGACUAUAUCACCCCUCCACCACGACCCAUACCACAAUAUUCUUGUCCAGGUAGUGGGCGCCAAAUACGUUCGUCUAUAUUCACCGCGCACGCCAGCCUCUCAAAUCUAUCCUCGGGGAAUGGAAGCCGUCACUUCAUCCCCUACAAAGACUCAAGCAGGACCCCAAGAACAAGAGCCAAACCACCAGCUCAUUGACAUGUCGAAUACGUCGCAGGUCGACUUGACAUCCAUUGAGCUUUCCCCGGCUGAAGAAGACCAGUGGGAUGCACUCUGGCCUGGGUUUUUGCAGGCGGAAUAUGUCGAGACUGUGCUCAAGGAAGGGGAAUGUCUUUACAUACCAGUUGGAUGGUGGCAUUACGUCCGGGGAUUGAAGGCGGGUGUCAGUGUUAGUUUUUGGUGGGAGUAG